Molecule: messenger RNA, 3673 nt
Organism: Haliotis rubra (blacklip abalone)
Lineage: Eukaryota; Metazoa; Mollusca; Gastropoda; Lepetellida; Haliotidae
Product: cyclic nucleotide-gated cation channel alpha-3-like
Exons: 5
Coding region: 473-2428 (651 amino acids)
Biological process (GO): monoatomic cation transmembrane transport
Cellular component (GO): plasma membrane; intracellular cyclic nucleotide activated cation channel complex
Molecular function (GO): intracellularly cAMP-activated cation channel activity; intracellularly cGMP-activated cation channel activity; cGMP binding
Source: RefSeq, a predicted model, not a curated record
AACAAGCUGGCAGGCCACGUGACCCGCUGUUGACGACCAGCAGACGACAGAUUCUGUCAAUCACGUUUUGAUUCUGUGCUGUAAUCACAUUUUGUCUGAAGAACAUCUUCACAUGUUACCUAUGGAUUAACGGUGGAUAGGCGAUCGUCGCCUGUUUUCCCAACACAUCAACAGCUUGUUGGCUUUACUUAUGAAAAAUGGAUUUGUGAUAUUUUGUUUUCAUCACCAUCCAUCUGUUUUGUCUGGGAUAAAACGGUUUGUUGGUGCUCAAAAGAGAGGAAUUAACUUAAAUCUGGCGCUGGAGUUUUGUGAUCGAUAUUAGUUUUAUCCACGUUUUCUCUGCUUGCGUCAAGUUAGUUAUAUUGUGGGAUUUAACUAAAGCUGGACAAAGGGACGAGAACGCCGAACCGCGAUCUAUACGACUCGAUGGCAGUCUUUGGAUGACCAAUCGUAGCCUGAAGGCCACGUCAAGAUGGCGUCCACGAGCCGCUCCCAAGAUAAGCUGACAGGGAAGAGAUCGUUUGAGGAAGAACUGGAGGUGAUAGAGAAUGGGGGUCUCAGUCCUCAGCCCUCCGUCCGGACUGAAGACGACGCCUGUUCGGAGAUCCUCCGCAUUGAACAAAAGGCGGCGGCGGAGGAGAAAUACCGUAACUCCGCGAUGGGGAGGAUCGUCCGUACGCUACAGGUCAUCAAAGCAUGGGCACAAGGGGGGCGCCGCCCUGCCCGGAGGCCCGACUCCUUCCUGGAGCGGUUCGCCAUGGGGGGCAAAGACAUGCACCACCACCCCGGGGUCCGACAGAGGAAGAUCUCAGACAUACGGUACUGGAAGCACUUCUACGUGGACCCGUCCGAGGGGUUCUACUACCGCUGGCUGUUCUUCAUCUCCGUGGCGGUCACAUACAACCUCGUGUUCAUCAUUGCCAGGGCGGUGUUCUGGGAGCUCCAGGAACAGUUCCUCUCUCUGUGGCUCACGCUGGACUAUCUCAGUGACUUCUUCUAUCUCCUGGACAUGUGGGUGCAGUUCAGAACAGGUUACUUGGAACAAGGCCUAAUGGUAACCGACCCUGUCAAACUCAGGAAAAACUACAUGAAAACGCGGACAUUCAUCCUGGACGUUGUGAGUGUCAUGCCCACGGACCUGUUUUAUUUCCUCACAGGACUGAACACACCGGAGAUCAGAUUUAAUCGCCUCCUCAGAUCGAAACGGCUCCUGGAGUUCUUUGACCGAACUGAGACAAGAACGAGCUUUACCAAUAUGUUCAGAAUAUUCCAUCUUGUGUUGUAUAUAUUGAUAAUUAUCCAUUGGAAUGCAUGUAUAUAUUUUGCAAUAAGUGGACUUAUUGGUUACGGUUCGGACGGCUGGGUCUACGGAAACGUAACUGAGCCAAAGUUCAAGCCCCUCAGUCGGAAGUAUAUAUACAGUUUCUACUGGUCAACCUUGACCUUGACAACAAUAGGAGAAACCCCUCAACCAGAGAGAGAUGGAGAGUAUCUGUUUGUGGUGGUGGACUUCUUGAUCGGUGUGUUAAUCUUUGCCACCAUUGUGGGAAAUGUUGGCAGUAUGAUCACAAACAUGAACGCAGCUCGUUCAGAGUUCCAGCAAAAAAUGGACGGUGUGAAACAGUACAUGGAGUUCCGAAAAGUCAGCAAGGAACUCGAGGAGAGAGUCAUUAAGUGGUUUGAUUAUCUGUGGACAAACAAGCAAUCAUUAAAUGAGGAGGAGGUAUUAGCAGCAUUGCCAGACAAACUGAAAGCCGAGAUGGCGAUUCAUGUGCAUUUGGAAACACUAAAGCGUGUCAGCAUUUUUCAGGACUGUGAGCCUGGACUCCUGGUGGAGCUUGUGUUGAAGCUCAAACUUCAGGUGUUUAGCCCCGGGGAUUACAUCUGUCGAAAGGGGGACAUUGGCAGGGAGAUGUACAUUGUCAAAAGGGGUAAGCUAAGUGUUGUGGGGGACGAUGGCCACACGGUAUUUGCAACGUUAAGCGAAGGAAGUGUCUUUGGUGAGGUCAGUAUAUUGAACAUUGCUGGCAACAAAACAGGCAACAGGAGGACAGCCAAUGUACGUAGUCUAGGAUACAGUGACCUCUUCUGUCUCUCCAAGGACGACUUGUGGGAUGCCCUAGGAGAGUACCCAGAAGCUAAGAGGAAGUUAAUAGAAUGUGGACGACAGAUCCUAAAGAAGGACAACCUUCUGGAUGAGGAUGCUAUGAGGAAGGAAGAAGAGAAACAGGAAACAGCGGAACAGAAGAUGGAUAGGAUAGACACCGGGCUGGAUACUCUCCAGACGCGGUUUGCCCGUUUGCUAGCAGACUUCAACAGCACUCAGCAAAGACUUAAACAACGACUUACUAAAGUGGAGAAAGUUCUGGCUCGAGAUGGAGAUGCUAUCUCGAAUAUUUCAGCGCUGGAGUUGGAUCAGAAGUUAUGAGAUACAUCUGUUUAUCUUUGAUAUAUUCUAUUCUGUGAUUUAUACACAUGUCUUCGUGUAAUAACCUUGUUAUCAGAGUAUAGAACUGUUGACAGUGUUUCUGAUUGCAGUUUGGAGAAUAUUUUGAACUGUAUCAAAUAUUUAUGACCAAAUUUGAAUGUUACGAGAAAACACAAGCCUAGUGCCAGGAUAUAUUUUCUCAGAAACGGUUACUGGAUGACUACAAGCUAUGGAUGAGCUCCUGUUGUUCAGUGGAUGUAACUAUAUCUCCAGAACUCUCCGGAGGGUUCCAUCUUAAAAUACUCAUUUUGAGAGCUGUAAAUAUGUUCCAAAUAGAAUAAUUGUGUGGGUUGGUCAAGAUUAAAUCGGAUGUUUGUGUUAAGAACAAUGUUUUGACUGAUGUAGUUUGUGUGCCAGGGUGAAUGAGAAUCUCUGGGACAUCUAGACAAAUUGUGAGUCAUUGAACGUUUACUUGUUUAUUUAAGAUUGUUUAUUAUAGAACAUCAGCUCGGGACAGAACUGAGAUGUUGACAUUAGAAUCAGCUUUAGAAUAACUGAUUAUUAUUUUAUAUUACAAACUUAGUUCUGUGAUAAAUGCUGUUAGAUAUUGUUGAAUUUUUCAUUUGGUUUGAUAGUUUGGUUUCCUUGACGUUUGAGUGCUGGUUCAUUUCAAACAUUGCGCUGGACGCUAUUGUAGGAGCAGGAUACGGGGAUCUAGAUAGUAACUCUCAGCUUCAGUACAAAUAUGAAAUCCAUGCAGUACAUGACUACAUCAACACAAAACGCUAGGAUAAGCCGAAUCAUAUGUAAUCAUUUGUUGACGGAGCAGCUAAUCCAAGCUGAAAGAUCAAAGGAAAGUGUUUUUUGUCAAAUUCACUCCACUCAUCUGUUUCUAGGAAUUUCAACUUUCAUUAUUUCAGAUUGCAUUGAAGCGAUUUAGCAUGUUUUCAGAUGACGUUAAUUUCAAUGUCACCUUGUCACCUUGUUACCUUCUUCACACAGUCGUGUCAAUGAUUUUUGUUACUCUGACGAAGUGAAACAUUUCAUUGCUGUUUGAAGGCUUUUUCAGUAAAUAUUAGAUACCUAGUAGAAACUGCCCUUAGAUUGGCAUCCUGAAGGCUAUUGUGCAUUGUGCAUUGUGCAUUGUCAUCUGUGAAUGAGUGUGUGGUUGUGGCGGCGGGGUAGCUUAGUGGUUAAAGCGUUCGCUCGUCACGCCGAAGGCUCGGGUUCUAUUCCCAACAUGGG